Messenger RNA from Rattus norvegicus (Norway rat), 303 nucleotides. Lineage: Eukaryota; Metazoa; Chordata; Mammalia; Rodentia; Muridae. The record is from RefSeq and is a predicted model, not a curated record.
AUGCACUUUGCCAAGAAGCACAACAAGGAAGGCUUGAAGAAGAUGCAGGCCAACAACGCAAAGACAUUGAGCGCAUGCGCAGACGCCAUCAAGGCCCUUGGGAAGUCUAAGUCGGUUAAACCCAAGAUGCCAAGGGCCCCAGUUGCAAACUCAGCCGUCUUCCUGGGAAGCUUGGGAAGUGGAUUCGAAGCUAUGUGGCCAAGGAUCAUAGACGCUGCCAACCAAAGCACAAGGCUCAAGGCAGAGGCUUCAGCCCCAGUUCAGGCCCCCAAAAGUGCACAGGCCUCUGUGAAGUCCCCAUAG